GGUCGUGCUGAUUUCACACCCAUAUUUUUGAGUGAGAUUCCACUUUUAUUUCAUCGGAAAAUAAUUGAUCUAGAUGUGGCCCUGAUACAAGUCAGUCCUCCUGACAAACAUGGAUUUUGCACCCUUGGACCAAGUGUCGACUGUACACGAGCUGCCAUACAGAAUGCUAAGUACAUUAUAGGUAAGAUGGUCUUGAAAUCAGAACGCAAGUAGCUUUGUGUUUCAAGUCUAUAGAUUGGUCACAUGGUUUUACUGGCUGUUCUUCCAUGUGUUGUGAUUUGUCGGUCAAGGAUGGUCACCAAGUUUUAAAAGGCACCAUAGAUCUUGAUUGCUCAUGGUGGAUGAAGACCUGGCGGAGUACAAAUUACCCUUCGGGAAUCCCCACAGACCUUUUUUCUUUCCUCCCUGGAUUGGGAUGAGAGGUGAUUUAUUUCAAAUUGCUUUAAUUUGUCCACAUUAACCCCUGCACCGAUGGGCAAUAAGUAUGAU
Molecule: messenger RNA, 489 nt
Organism: Porites evermanni
Lineage: Eukaryota; Metazoa; Cnidaria; Anthozoa; Scleractinia; Poritidae
Source: the annotation of a GenBank genome assembly